Messenger RNA from Rattus rattus (black rat), 3161 nucleotides. RefSeq names its product eukaryotic translation initiation factor 2B subunit epsilon (gene Eif2b5). The record is from RefSeq and is a predicted model, not a curated record. Lineage: Eukaryota; Metazoa; Chordata; Mammalia; Rodentia; Muridae. The transcript has 16 exons. The coding region runs from base 80 to 2230 and encodes 716 amino acids. Gene Ontology annotation, molecular function: translation initiation factor binding; guanyl-nucleotide exchange factor activity; translation initiation factor activity. Gene Ontology annotation, cellular component: eukaryotic translation initiation factor 2B complex.
GCGUUUUGACUGCGAGUCCUUUUUGUCCCCUACUGCGUGCGGUGUGGCUUCCCGGCGGACGUGCUGACUGCGAAGCAAAAUGGCAGCCACUGCGGCGGUUCCCGGCGUUGUAGGCGGCCGAGCGAAUAAACGCGGCGGCGGCUCGGGCGGCGGUGGAACCCAAGGUGCGGAGGAGGAGCCGCCGCCGCCCCUCCAGGCAGUUUUAGUGGCCGAUAGCUUCGACCGCCGCUUCUUCCCCAUCUCCAAGGACCAGCCUCGGGUCCUAUUGCCCCUGGCCAAUGUCGCGCUGAUCGACUAUACUCUGGAAUUCCUGACUGCCACGGGUGUACAGGAAACAUUUGUCUUUUGCUGCUGGAAGGCUGCUCAGAUCAAAGAACACUUACAGAAAUCCAAAUGGUGCCAUCCUACGUCCCUCAACGUUGUUCGAAUAAUCACAUCAGACCUGUACCGAUCACUAGGAGAUGUCCUCCGUGACGUCGAUGCCAAGGCCUUGGUGCGCUCUGAUUUCCUCCUGAUAUAUGGAGAUGUCGUCUCAAAUAUCAAUAUUUCCAAAGCCCUGGAGGAACACAGGUUAAGAAGGAAGCUAGAAAAAAAUGUGUCUGUCAUGACGAUGGUGUUCAAAGAGUCCUCACCCAGCCACCCUACACGCUGCCAUGAGGACAAUGUGGUGCUAGCUGUGGAUAGCACCACAAACAGGAUUCUUCACUUCCAGAAGACCCAAGGCCUCCGCCAUUUCUCCUUUCCUUUGGGCCUGUUCCAGGGCAGCCUAGAUGGAGUGGAGAUCCGAUACGACUUGUUGGAUUGUCACAUCAGCAUCUGCUCUCCUCAGGUAGCUCAGCUCUUCACAGACAACUUUGACUACCAAACGCGAGAUGACUUUGUGCGAGGCCUGCUAGUGAAUGAGGAGAUCCUAGGAAACCAGAUUCACUUGCAUGUGACAAGUAGGGAAUAUGGUGCCCGGGUCUCCAACCUACACAUGUACUCAGCUGUCUGUGCUGACGUCAUCCGCCGAUGGGUCUACCCUCUUACUCCAGAAGUCAACUUCACUGACAGCAAUACACAAAGCUACACUCAUUCCCGACACAACAUCUACCGAGGGCCUGAAGUCAGCCUGGGCCACGGCAGCGUCCUGGAGGAAAACGUGCUUCUGGGGGCUGGCACUGUCGUUGGCAGCAACUGCUCCAUCACCAACAGUGUCAUUGGCCCUAACUGCCACAUUGGUGAUAAUGUGGUACUGGACCAGGCCUACCUGUGGCAGGGAGUUCGAGUGGCUGCUGGAGCACAGAUACACCAGUCUCUGCUCUGUGACAGAGCUGAGGUCAAGGAGCGAGUCAUACUGAAGCCACACUGUGUCCUCACUUCCCAGGUGGUAGUGGGCCCAGACAUCACGCUGCCCGAGGGCUCGGUGAUCUCUUUGCACCCUCCAGAUGCAGAGGAAGAUGAAGAUGAUGGCCAGUUUAGUGAUGAUUCUGGCGCUGACCAAGAAAAGGAAAAAGUGAAGCUGAAAGGGUACAAUCCGGCAGAAGUUGGCCCUGAAGGCCAGGGAUACCUCUGGAAAGCUGAGGAUGUGGACGAGAAGGAAGAUGAGGAGCUGCGGCAGAGUCUCUGGGGACUCAUGAUCAAUACGGAGGAGGAAAGUGAGACGGAAAGUGAGCGGAGCGUGGAUCCCGAGGAGCUGGACAGCCGAGCAGGCUCCCCUCAGCUGGAUGACAUCAGAGUUUUCCAGAACGAGGUCUUAGGAACGCUGCAGCGGGGCAGAGAGGAGAACAUCUCCUGUGACAAUCUAGUCCUGGAGAUCAACUCCCUCAAGUAUGCCUACAACAUUAGCCUAAAGGAAGUGAUGCAGGUCCUGAGCCAUGUGGUCCUGGAGUUCCCCCUGCAACAAGUAGAUGGCGUGCUUGACCCAAACCGCUACUGUGCCCUGCUGCUUCCUCUGCUCAAAGCCUGGAGCCCUGUUUUUCGGAACUACAUAAAGCGCGCAGCUGACCAUUUGGAAGCAUUGGCGGCCAUUGAGGACUUCUUCUUGGAACAUGAAACUCUUGUUCCUUCCCUGGCCAAGGUCCUGAUGGCUUUCUACCAGCUGGAGAUCUUGGCUGAGGAAACAAUCUUGAGCUGGUUCAGCCAAAGAGACAUAACUGACAAAGGCCAGCAGUUACGUAAGAAUCAACAGCUGCAGAGGUUCAUCCAGUGGCUGAGAGAGGCAGAAGAGGAGUCAUCCGACGAUGACUGAUGGUGACUGCCGGAUCCAUGCAUCUCACUGGCUGUCCUAGCAGAUAGGGCAGAACAAGAAAGCUAGCUACAAAAGCAUGAGCGGCCACUACGGACUGAGAAUUAAUGGAACGGAAGUUGCAACUACAGUAUUCUUCCUACUGCUGGGAACCAUGUGCUUCUCGUCCUGACUGAAGUAGGAUGAAGGAAGUUAGACUGAACUAGGGGAAAUAUAGACAGACCCUGCAGUUGGGGGUUGGCCAGAGGAAGCACUUUGUGUUCCAGCUUUCCCUCAGGGAGCAGUAAAGAGCAGCUGAUACUCCCUGUUGUUUGUAUUUGCUGAUAUUAUAAAGAGGAGUGUACGGGCUUCUCUAACUCCUCCUCAUCAGCCAGGUAAGGACAAAUAUGCACUCACUAGGCUGCUUUUAGCCAACAUCUGGAGGAGAGGGAGAAGAGUCGAGGUGGCCACGAGGCGGUGCUAUGCUAAUUGACUCCAUCCCCUGAAUCAUGGGACAUCAGUGGCCUUCCUCCAAAGACCAGUCUGUAACCCUGCCGUGCUGCCAGAGUCCAUUUCCAUAGCUUUCCCUGGUCUGAGCAUUCUUCUGCCCAAGGGUGAGAGUGCCAGGCAUAUCUGAAGCCAUCUGCUGUUCCUCUUGCCUUUUCCAGUUGGCCCACUUCUGGUUCUGUCAGACACUGGGCCACAUUCAUCUUAAAGGAUAAGGAAAUGCAUCCAGUGUGGUAGUACACAUCUUUAAUCUCAGUACCCUGGAUGGAAGAGAUAGACAGAUCCCAGAGUUCAAGGCCAGCCUGGUCUAUAAGAGUUCCUAAACAGUGAGUGCUACACAGAGAAACCCUUUGUGUAUACGUGGGAGACAGAGGAGAGGUGGAUUAAGGAAUGUUCCUGAGAUGUUAUGAAUCUUACACGGCAUAACUAAGAACCUUAUAGAACUCUG